AUGAGCAGUGGAUUCAGAAAACAGCCUGCAGGGUUUGCUACAAAAGCCAUUCAUGUUGGUCAGGAUCCAGAGCAAUGGAAGAGUAUGUGUGUGAUUCCUCCCAUAUGCUUGAGUACAACAUAUAAACAAGAUGGUCCAGGCGAGCAUAGAGGUUUCGAGUACUCAAGAAGUGGAAAUCCAACCCGCCAGGUAUUGGAGAAAUGUCUGGCUUCCCUUGAUAAUGGUAAAUAUGGGCUUACCUUUUCUUCUGGAUUAGGAGCAUCCACGGCUGUUUUAAGCAUGCUCUCAGCUGGCGAUCAUGUCGUUCUUGGUGAUGAUAUCUAUGGUGGAACCAAUCGUUUAAUAAGACAAAUUAUUACUCGAUUUGGCAUAGAAUCAACAUUUGCCGAUCCCACCAAUUUGGAUGAGUUCAAGGCAGCUAUUAAGCCUAAUACCAAGCUAGUUUGGGUUGAGACUCCCACAAACCCCAUGAUCAAAGUCGCUGAUAUUCAAGCUUUGAGUGAUAUUAUACACAAAAGUGGUGAUAUCAUUUUUGCUGUUGACAACACCUUCUUGACCUCGUAUUUCCAAAGACCCUUGGAAUUGGGAGCUGAUUUAGUAUGUUAUUCCUUAACAAAGUAUAUGAAUGGCCACACUGAUGUUGUUAUGGGUGGCGUUACAAUGAAUUCCGAAGAUUUAUACGAUCGUUUGAAAUUCUUGCAAAAUGCUGUUGGAAUUGUCCCAUCACCAUUUGAUUGUUAUCAGGUUAAUCGAUCACUCAAAACUCUCGCCUUACGUAUGGAACAACAUUUUAAGAAUUCUGUGGCUGUAGCUAAAUUCUUGGAAGCUCAUCCUUUUGUCGAGAAGGUUUUGCAUCCAGCCCUACCAUCACAUCCCCAUCACCAAAUUGCCUUGAAACAGACCUAUGGUUACAGUGGUGUGUUCUCAUUUUACAUCAAAGGAAAUCUGGAACACUCAAAAGCAUUUUUGAAAAACCUUAAAAUGUUUGCCUUGGCCGAAAGUCUUGGAGGAUAUGAAAGCUUAGCUGAAUUGCCUUCCGUCAUGACACAUGCAUCUGUGCCUGCAGAAGAUCGGAAAAAAUUGGGCAUCUCCGAUUCUUUGGUUCGCUUAUCAGUUGGCAUUGAAGAUGUGGAUGAUUUGAUCGCUGAUCUUUCGAAUGCUUUAAAAAUGGCACAAAAUAUUAAGAACUAAAAUACAUAUGCAUUUUUAUUGUAUAUAUCUUUUAUAUAUUGUUUUUUAGUUUGAUAUUAAACAAAUACAUUAUAAAAAAAUGUAUAUCUAA
Molecule: messenger RNA, 1282 nt
Organism: Stomoxys calcitrans (stable fly)
Lineage: Eukaryota; Metazoa; Arthropoda; Insecta; Diptera; Muscidae
Gene: Cth
Product: cystathionine gamma-lyase
Exons: 6
Coding region: 1-1191 (396 amino acids)
Biological process (GO): transsulfuration
Cellular component (GO): cytoplasm
Molecular function (GO): pyridoxal phosphate binding; cystathionine gamma-lyase activity
Source: RefSeq, a predicted model, not a curated record